Eurypyga helias (sunbittern) is the source of this 2949-nucleotide messenger RNA. It is a transcript of the gene LRP12, whose product is annotated as low density lipoprotein receptor-related protein 12. Gene Ontology annotation, cellular component: plasma membrane. The record is from RefSeq and is a predicted model, not a curated record. Lineage: Eukaryota; Metazoa; Chordata; Aves; Eurypygiformes; Eurypygidae. Gene Ontology annotation, molecular function: protein binding; low-density lipoprotein particle receptor activity. The annotation marks the transcript as partial. The transcript has 3 exons.
AGCAUAUUUUAAUAAUUUCUUCUUUUUUUUUUUUCCCUUUUCAGGGAAAUCUGAUGAACCAAAUUGUGAUUGCGACCAGUUUCAUUGCGCUAAUGGGAAGUGUAUACCAGAAAGCUGGAAAUGUAAUAAUAUGGAUGAAUGCGGAGACAACUCGGACGAAGAAAUCUGUGCCAGAGCCAAUCCUCCGACAGCGGCUUCCUUUCAACCCUGUGCUCACAAUCAGUUCCAGUGUCUUUCUCGCUUCACCAAGCUUUACACUUGUCUUCCAGAAUCUUUAAAAUGUGAUGGUAACAUCGAUUGUCUUGACCUAGGAGACGAAAUAGACUGUGGUGUGCCAACAUGUGGGCAGUGGUUAAAAUACUUUUAUGGUACUUUCAAUUCUCCCAACUAUCCUGACUUUUAUCCACCUGGAAGCAACUGCACCUGGCUGAUAGACACUGGUGACCAUCGCAAAGUAAUUUUGCGAUUCACUGAUUUUAAACUUGAUGGUACAGGUUAUGGCGACUACGUCAAAAUAUAUGAUGGAUUAGAGGAGAAUCCACGAAGACUGCUGCGUGUGCUAACAGCAUUUGACUCUCAUGCUCCCCUCACGGUAGUUUCAUCCUCAGGACAGAUAAGAGUGCAUUUUUGUGCUGACAAAGUGAAUGCUGCAAGAGGAUUCAAUGCCACCUAUCAAGUAGAUGGCUUCUGUUUGCCCUGGGAAAUCCCAUGCGGUGGAAAUUGGGGUUGCUACACAGAGCAACAACGCUGCGAUGGCUACUGGCACUGUCCAAAUGGAAGGGAUGAAACCAACUGCACCAUGUGCCAAAGAGAUGAGUUUCCCUGCUCUCGAAAUGGUGUUUGCUACCCUCGUUCAGAUCGCUGCAACUACCAGAAUCAUUGCCCUAACGGUUCAGAUGAAAAAAAUUGUUUCUUCUGCCAGCCAGGAAACUUUCACUGUAAAAAUAACCGCUGUGUGUUUGAGAGCUGGGUUUGUGAUUCUCAAGAUGACUGUGGUGAUGGCAGUGACGAAGAGAACUGCCCAGUCAUUGUGCCCACUAGAGUAAUAACGGCAGCUGUCAUUGGGAGUCUUAUUUGCGGAUUGCUGCUUGUCAUUGCGCUGGGAUGUACUUGUAAAUUGUACUCACUCAGGAUGUUUGAGCGAAGAUCAUUUGAAACUCAUUUGUCAAGGGUUGAGGCUGAGCUAUUAAGAAGAGAAGCUCCUCCAUCCUAUGGACAGUUAAUUGCCCAGGGUUUAAUUCCACCAGUUGAAGAUUUUCCUGUUUGUUCACCAAAUCAGGCUUCAGUUCUGGAAAACCUGAGACUGGCAGUACGAUCUCAGCUUGGAUUUACCUCAAUCAGACUUCCUAUUGCUGGCAGAUCAAGUAACAUUUGGAAUCGAAUUUUUAAUUUUGCAAGGUCACGUCAUUCUGGUUCGUUGGCAUUGGUCUCAGCGGAUGGAGAUGAUGUUGCCAGCCAAAGUAGUAGUAGAGAAGCUGAAAGAAAUAAUACUCACAGAAGUCUGUUUUCAGUUGAAUCUGAUGAUACAGACACAGAAAAUGAAAGAAGAGACACAGCAGGAGCAGUUGGUGGUGUUGCCGCCACCUUGCCUCAGAAAGUCCCGCCUGCAACAGCAAUAGAAGCAACCGUGGGAGCGUGCGGGAGUUCCUCCGCUCAGAGCGGCAGUAGCGGUAACGCGGAUGGUGGAAGAGAAGCAACAAGUGUAGAGCCCCCAAGCACAAGUCCCGCACGUCACCAGCUCACGAGCGCGCUAAGUCGUAUGACUCAAGGCCUACGCUGGGUACGCUUUACUUUAGGGAGAUCCAGCUCAGUGAAUCAGAACCAAAGUCCUUUGAGACAGCUUGAUAAUGGGGUAAGUGGAAGAGAAGAGGAUGAUGAUGUUGAAAUGUUAAUUCCAGUCUCUGAUGUAGCAUCAGACUUUGACAUGAAUGACUGUUCAAGACCUCUACUUGAUCUCAGCUCAGAUCAAGGACCAGGGCUUAGACAGCCUUACAGUGCAACACAUCACGGUGUAAGGUCGUGCAGUCGAGAUGGCCCCUGUGAGAGCUGUGGCAUCGUACACACUGCCCAGAUACCCGACACUUGCUUAGAAGCAACAGUGAAAAACGAAACUAGUGAUGAUGAGGCAUUAUUACUCUGCUAGGUACGGAUUGUUUAGGAAAGACUGUGUACAAGUUGGAGCAAUAUCUGUCAUUGUUUUGUACUUCACAAUUAAAACUAGUUUUUAGGUUUAAAAAAUCCAGAAGAACAUUAUGUUAAAACUAUUUUAGCUUGUGUGAUUGAGUAAACAUCUCUUAUACUGGAUGACGUUAUGGAUCGAUGAGAGUGAACGUUUUAAUGGCUCUGAAUACAUGAUGUGUGUAUCCAGUAUAACCUGAUUACUCUUUAAACUGCAGUUAUCCCAGUUAGUUUCAAAUUUAGUUUAUCCUGGUACUGUAGUUCACACCAGAAACAUGGCUGCUCAAGACUUCUUUGGCUGCCUGUUUAACCCCAUAUUAACAGGUGAAUUUGUACAGAAUUAUUUUUCUUUAGGAAUUGACUCUGUUGUAUUACUGCCAACAUACUUGUAACUUAAUAUACUAAAUGCUGGUAAGGAUUGUUAAUGUAAAGUAUGUAUUUUUUUUCUUUGAGUUUAUACAACACUUUGUCUAAAUAUUCUUGAAUUUCAUCAUAAUGUGAACUUAUUUAAAGGGAGGAGAAACUUUCUCCAGGAGCAUUCUUUUUCUUUCAGAAGUACAAAAUGCAAUGAUUUGUGAAAUUUAGAUAUAGUAGAUAAAUUGAUGGCAAAAGCUUUUAUAGCGCUGACUUUCCUAAACUGCAAUCUACUAUGGUACAGCCAAAUAGUUUGUAAAAUCCCCAGUCAUUAGUCUUUUCGAUUGGAAGAAAAAAAAGGGCCGAAGAUACUACAAUACGUAUUACUUCUUUAAAUAUCCGAUAUGUACAAAUACA